AUACUACUGGCACUUUGCUGCAGUGCUCCUGGAUACAAAGUAUUAGAGGAAACGGAAUACAAAAUGCACUUUUUUUUUAUCAUCUUUCGAUUUGACCAGCUUGUGCACUGUCCGUUAUUUUUUCAUGCAUGGUUUCUGUAGAUUGUCAACAUGUUCUGUUAUACACUAUACUUAGUUAAUGCCAUUUUCAGAAUGGAAACCUGACUGAAAUCAGCACCAUGACGACAGCAAUUAUGUUUAGCUCCUGGCCUUGGCGAAAGGGAAGACCAAAAGACUCCUCAGUAUCUGCUUCGGCCAGCAGCACGUCUCGUUGUUCAACCUCCACCAGCUCCACCACAUCCUCAGGGACUCGUUCAUCUGGUGUGCCCAGUGACGGCUGCUCAUGUGUCAGCCAGACAGACCGCCUAUGCCCUGGUGGUGCUGCCUCACCUGGUGGUUCAGGAAGCCCCUCUUCAGGUAGAACUGUGUGUAGUAUAAGCAGCUCGUCAGAGUUAACCUCUCGUGCCUCCACGACACCGAGUCUCCCGGCGUGCUUGGACAGCGCCUUUCGCCGGAGCCUGGACUACGACCUGUGUGUGUGUCACAGUGAGCGGGACGACGACGAGGCCUUGCGAAUGGUGACCUACCUGGAGGCUCCGGUCAGGAGCCUGCGCUGCUUCUUGCCCCUCAGGGACUGUUGCCCGGGCAGCGCUGUGUCCACCGAACUCUACAAGGCCGUGCACAGCAGCCACUGCUGGGUGCUGCUCAUCACCUCUCAUUUCCUGCAGGACGAGUGGUGCUUGUACCAGAUGCAGCAGGCCUUGAUGGAGGGACCCAUGGCACGCAGGAUCAUACCCACUAAGCUGCACUUGCCUUUCUCCGAGUGCCCCAAAGAACUGCGUUUCUACUUCAUUAUUGACCUCGGCCAGGAUACUAGUCGUGGAUACGAUAAGGUUUACAAGGCGGUGCUUCAGUAUCUGAAGAGUGGCUUGGAGAAAGAUGAAAGCAAAACUGUUGUCUCAAUGUCUGACCCAAACAAUAGCAAUUUCACUUCCUGCAAUGGAGUUGUGGAUUUGCGUCACAGUUUGACCACAGUGCAGCAGCACUCAACUGCCUCAUCGCCUGAGAAGUGUAACAUCAUGUGAAUUGAUUCAUAACGACACAUUACUUUCCCACAAACAGCAAUUUUGGAAUAUCAAAUCACUGACAAUGCUGACACUUUUUUGGAAUCCCAAACAGGAAAGGUUUUAUUCUGAAAAGCAUAGUUAAACUAUGGCGUACACAGUUCUCAGUUGCACUUUACACAUUUAGCACACAGCAUCCAAUAACAGA
Molecule: messenger RNA, 1311 nt
Organism: Engraulis encrasicolus (European anchovy)
Lineage: Eukaryota; Metazoa; Chordata; Actinopteri; Clupeiformes; Engraulidae
Gene: tirap
Product: toll-interleukin 1 receptor (TIR) domain containing adaptor protein
Exons: 3
Coding region: 219-1124 (301 amino acids)
Biological process (GO): positive regulation of tumor necrosis factor production; toll-like receptor 4 signaling pathway; regulation of stress-activated MAPK cascade
Cellular component (GO): plasma membrane; cytoplasm
Molecular function (GO): Toll-like receptor 2 binding; Toll-like receptor 4 binding
Source: RefSeq, a predicted model, not a curated record